ACUACGAGAGUAUAAAUAUACACGCCCCCGAGGGUCGAUCAAAACAACUGUUCGCAACAAUGGCGUUUAAUCAGGUUCGGUUACGAGGAGGGCACAUUUUAUUGGCUUACAGUGGCCGUGUUACAUCAGCGAUGGUCCAUAGCGUGCCCCAGAGUCGAGACCGUGGCGGGGAACGACACGCGAGUUCGGCGAACAGUCAAAAUACAUCCUCAAACAGACUGAAAUGGCUGGCCCUUGGAUCUGCUGCUGCCAUCGGUGCGGGCCUAUACUUGAAGUACAAGAGCAGCCAGAAUGUUGUUUCUGCGGCAACUACAGUCCACACUCCCGCCAUCCAGAGUGGCCCUGGGUCAAUGCGGAGUGAUCUGCCCUUGUUUACGGAGGACCAAGUAUUGCAGCACAACUCGCGUCAGAAUGGGAUUUGGGUGACCUUCAAGAAUGGAGUCUAUGACAUCACAGAGUAUGUGGCUCAGCAUCCCGGAGGGAGCAAGAUCAUGAUGGGAGCUGGGAAGUCCAUCGAGCCGUUCUGGGAUCUGUACGGUGUACACAAAAAUCCCGAAAUUCUACACAUUUUAGAAAAACACAGAAUCGGGAACAUUGUUCUGGUUGAAGAUAAGUCAAAAGGUAAAACAAACGACCCGUAUGCUAACGACCCCAAACGGAGCCCCGUUCUCAUUCCAAGUUCAUCACGGCCUUUUAACGGUGAACCACCGACGACCAUCUUGGUCGAUAAUUACAUCACUCCAAAUGAACUAUUCUUCGUCCGUAACCACCUACCAGUACCAAAGGUUGACGCGAACAAAUACAGACUUGAAAUGGCUGUGGAUAAGUCUUCAGUGAAACUCAACCUGAGUGACCUAAAGGCCAAGUUCAAGGCCCAGUCGGUGACCUCUGUGGUCCAAUGUGCCGGAAACCGACGCAGCGAGAUGACGAAGAUUAAACAAGUGAAAGGUCUGAACUGGAACAAUGCUGCCAUCAGCAACGCGACCUGGACUGGCGUGACCUUGAAUGACCUUCUGAAACAUUCCGGCAUUGACCUUGAGAAGGUCGAAUGUCAGCAUGUACAGUUCGAGGGCAUGGAUAAGGGGCCCGAGGGGGCACCGUACGGAGCCUCGAUUCCGAUCGACCUUGCUCGGUCGUUGAAGGACGACAUCAUCAUCGCGUACGAGAUGAACGGCAAGGAUAUCCCCCUGGACCACGGCUACCCUGUGAGGGUGAUUAUCCCGGGCGUGGUCGGGGCGAGGCAGGUGAAGUGGUUGACGAGGAUCGUGAUGUCGGAUGAGGAGAGUCUGUGCCACUGGCAGAGGAAGGACUACAAGGGCUUCAACUCCUCCAUCGACUGGCACAACGUUGACUUUGACAAAUCUGUGGCAAUACAGCAGCUGCCGAUCACAUCCGCUAUUUGUGAUCCUCCAGAGGGCGCUGAGCUUGAAGAGGGGGCGGAGGAGGUGACGUUGAAGGGGUAUGCAUGGAGCGGUGGAGGUCGUGGCGUGGUGCGUGUCGAUGUCUCGGCCGAUGGGGGGCAGACUUGGGAGGAGGCGGAGCUACAGUCCAACAACCAACCAGCGUACAAGUCGUGGGCGUGGACACUGUGGGAGGCUACCAUCCCGCUCCCCAAGGAUCACAAGGGCAAGGUCGACCUUGUGUGUAAGGCCGUGGAUGUGUCGUAUAACGUCCAGCCCGACAACGUGGACGGAGUGUGGAAUCUUCGGGGUGUUCUGAACAACGCCUGGCAUAGAGUCUCAGUGUCGGUCCCACCGGAGGAACAGUCCUAAAAAAGGCAAGGUCGACGACAAACGAUCAGCAUUGUCAUAACUUGCACCAUGGAGAGUUGACGACAUCAGGCCCUGCAGACAGGUCAUUAAUGGAGUUAGAUACGGAUAAAAUUGUCAAAAAACAUGUUUGGGUGAGAAGACACCGAAUGUGUUUGUGACCCAUUCGUAAUCUGUCACUUGUGAUGUAUCAGGUUGCCAUGACAAUGCAGGUGUUACCUGUAGGUUGCUUCAGACAAUGUUGCCAUGACAACUAAGGUCUGACGUGCCAGUUUUUCAAUGUGGAUGUUGUAGUUGCCAUGAGAGGUGCCAACUUUGUACACAAAUAUCAUGGGCACUGCCAGAGUUGCAUCCCUGUUCCAAUCGUGAUGUAAGAAAGAUUCUGUUCAUAGUGUUAACACUAGGGUUGUCAUUAAUCACCAAUAUAUUGAUAGCUCAUUGCAUGAAUUCGUGAAUAUGGGACUUAAUCAACCAGUCGUGCCAGAUAAAAACUAUCUAGUUCAGAGCAGCGACCUCUUGCUAGUAAGUCACAUUGGUCGUUCAUAGAGAAGUUCACAAAAAAAAAGGAGGGUGCAAAUUAAGCACCACACUACAUAGUAUAUUAUGACUCAAGUAUCGCGAUAUAUGUAUCGAUACGUGAGAAGCCGUAUCAUGACACCCUUCGUUAACACCCAUCCUUUCAUCAGGGUCAUGUGGUCAUGGGGUAGCCCAGUGGUUAAAGCGUUCCCUCGUCACACUGACCACCUGGGUUCGAUUCCCCACAUGGACACAAUGUGUGAACCCAAUUUCUUGUGUUCCCAUCAUCUUAUUGAGAUCACACUGGGCGCUUAUUACGUUGAAUGCGGUAUAUUGCAAGUGGUGGGCAGACAUGUAUCCACUGCUUGCUGUCGAAUGACGGACAAUGUUGAUUUUAUUGCAACUUGGACACACCAACAUCUGGUAGUUUACUGUUAUAGUUGUUGUGUUUCUGAAUCUCACUUGCUUUGUUUUGCAUAUUAAUUGUUUACAAAGAUGUUUUCUCAGUGUAUCAUUACCAUGGUUGUGUAUGUAUUUUUAUCUGUGUGUUCACCAGAUAAUAUUGUAUGUUAUCUGUUUAUAACAGGUAAUAUUGUAUUCGAUCUGUUUAUAACAGACAUAAUUGCAUUUCAUCUGUAUGUAUAUACCAGAUAGUUUUGUAUUUUAUCCAUAUAUACCAGAUGACAUUGUAUAUAAACUUUAUCCAUAUUUAUUGUAUAUUAUCUGUAUGCAUGAUAUGCCAGAUAUAGCCUUUAUACCUUGGGGAUAUAGAUAAUAUUGUAUAUUAUUCGUAUACCAGAGUGUCAUCUACCCAGACACUAAUCAUGCUGAUAUAUGUUGCCAUGGGUAAGGAUAUUGAAGUCCUCCUGAGAGGCGGUGGGGUAGCCUAGUGGUUAAAGCGUUCGCUCAUCAUGCCAAAGACCCGGGUUCGAUUCCCCACAUGGGUUACAAUGUGUGAAGCCCAUAUCUGGUGUCCCCUGCCGUGAUAUUGCUGGAAUAUUGCUAAAAGCGACGUAAAACCAUACUCACUCACUCACUCACUGAAGUCCUCCUGGGUAUUGGGUAAUGGGACUCAGGAUGAAUAUCUCAUACAGAGCUACAGAUAAGCAGCGUAUUUGCGUAAACUACCCCACAAAAAUUUCAAAACCCAACUACUUUCAAUUAACUUGUGUACAGAAAUGCAUGCAUUAAAUGAAAAAUUCAAAUGUAUAAAAACAGCGUAAAUACCCAAUGAAGCUUUUUCAGCAUGCAUACAAAGGAGCUAAUUUCCAAAACACAAUUACGAGCUAAUUUAUGUCCUGAGUCAAACCUAUAUAUUUAGAACAGUUAUAUACAUCUAAAACAUUAUUUUGUUUUUUUCUAAAUCUUAAAAUGUUCACUAAUUUUGGAAAAACCCAUAAGAGUGAUAAA
Molecule: messenger RNA, 3695 nt
Organism: Haliotis rufescens (red abalone)
Lineage: Eukaryota; Metazoa; Mollusca; Gastropoda; Lepetellida; Haliotidae
Product: sulfite oxidase-like
Exons: 3
Coding region: 60-1772 (570 amino acids)
Cellular component (GO): mitochondrion
Molecular function (GO): molybdenum ion binding; oxidoreductase activity
Source: RefSeq, a predicted model, not a curated record